AUGGAGUCCUACGGCGGCGGCGGCGGCACGCGGACGUCGGCGUCCUCGCGGCGCCCCUGCACGUCGGUGUCCUCGCAGCGCCCCUACACGUCGGCGUCGUCGCGGCGCCCCUGCACGUCGGCGGUGGCCUCCCGCGCCGGCUCCGGCGCCUUCGCGUACGACGGCAUGCGCGCCACUUCUCUGUCCACGUCCACGGACAACCUCCGCAAGGCGGUCUCCUUCGCCCACAAGAAGCCGCCGCCCUCUAGCGCCGACGCGCCGCCACGGCGGCGCGCGCUGAGCAGCAAGGAGAACGGCGCGGCGUCGACGGAGGCGCUGCUGAUGUGGCCGCACCACCGGUCGAUGCCGGAGCCUGGAGCCGCCACGAGCGGCGGUCCCUGGGAGCCGACGACAAGGCGGCGGCGGAGCACCGGGACGGUGGAUGAGGCGGCGGGCGCGGGUAAGGGGUCGGCGUUGGCAUCGGGCGCGCUGCUGCGGGAGAUCAUGGCGCCGCGCAGGAAGGAGGAACCGGAGAAGGAGGAGGCCGCGCACCGGGCGCGCAUGCUGACGGCGCGGCUGCUGUAG
Miscanthus lutarioriparius is the source of this 564-nucleotide messenger RNA. Lineage: Eukaryota; Viridiplantae; Streptophyta; Magnoliopsida; Poales; Poaceae. The record is from the annotation of a GenBank genome assembly.